Molecule: messenger RNA, 2337 nt
Organism: Magallana angulata
Lineage: Eukaryota; Metazoa; Mollusca; Bivalvia; Ostreida; Ostreidae
Exons: 18
Coding region: 1-2268 (755 amino acids)
Biological process (GO): regulation of cell cycle
Cellular component (GO): cytoplasm; nucleus; spindle microtubule
Source: RefSeq, a predicted model, not a curated record
AUGUUCACCCUAUAUGAGAAAGAGUCCGCUGAAAAGUACAGACAAAUGAAUCAAGCCUCCCAAGACGAAAAAGUUGAUUGGACUCGCAUGACGCAACAAUGGCCGGAUACUCCAGAACGAGCAACCGGGAGAGGUCGAGGAUGGUCCACACAAAUGUACACGCCAAUGAACCAAGCCUCUCAGUCCGAGGAUGUUGGUGGGAACCACAUGUCGGAGGCAGUGAAGCAUCUUUUAGGAAUAGGAAACGUUCGUUAUGCUGUCACUCAAAUGCCGUCACCCAUGAACCAACAAGCACUAAUGAACCAAGCCUCUCAGUCCGAGGAUGUUGGUGGGAACCACAUGUCGGAGGCAGUGAAGCAUCUUUUAGGAAUAGGAAACGUUCGUUAUGCUGUCACUCAAAUGCCGUCACCCAUGAACCAACAAGCACUAAUGAACCAAGCCUCUCAGUCCGAGGAUGUUAGUGGGAACCACAAGUCGGAGGCAGUGAAGCAUGUUAUAAGAAUAGGAAACGCUUGUUAUCCUGUCACUCAAAUGCCGUCACCCAUGAACCAACAAGCACUAAUGAACCAAGCCUCUCAGUCCGAGGAUGUUAGUGGGAACCACAAGUCGGAGGCAGUGAAGCAUGUUAUAAGAAUAGGAAACGCUUGUUAUCCUGUCACUCAAAUGCAAUCACCCAUGGACCAACAAACAGAAGCAGAAGUCAAUCGGCUUCUCUAUUCGAUAUUUAUGUUGGAGCAAUCAUAUGUUAAAGCACGUAAUAAACACGCCAACUGUGAAGAGGUGCAAAGUAAAUUAGAUGAAUUGUAUAAACUCGAAAAUUAUUUAAAAAAUAUAAAAGGUGCCGACCCCCAAGGCCUUUACGAAGUGAAGAAUAGAUUGAAAAAAAUAUUGGAGCAUGCUAAAAAAAUAUCAGAAGCAGACGAAAAAAGUAAUGUGUCUGCUCGAAUAUACACUCCGAUGCAACAAGCCUCCCAAGCCGAAGGAGUUGAUUGGAACCGCAUGACGCAAAUAGCACAGAGGGCGUCAGAAUCGGAUAACUUAAGAAAUAAUCCUGGUGGCUCUAUGUGGAGGUAUAUGGAGGACGAUACGAGGCAAUUUCCGAGUGAACAAGAGGAAAUUACUUCACCUAAUAGACGCCAUAACUCACCAUCUUCACCACCAAUGCGUAGCGAAAGCAGAAGAGGUUCCUGGUCUACAAACUCUCCUUAUCAAGAGGAAACUCGCCAGGUUCAGGCUCAAAUGCAGUUACCUAUGGUGCAAAGAGUCUUGAAUACAGGUGUUAACCCAAACCGUGUGAGAAAUGUCAUAGAGAGAAGGCUAAGAGAAACAGGCAACUCAUACCCUGAUGCUGAGGCCCUGAUGAAUGCAGUACUGAACUAUGAGCAGAAUCCUGGAGAGUUAAAUGCAUCAUCACCACAUCACCAGGGGCGUCCACAAAAUCCCCAAACGGAAGAACGCCGAAACGCAAGAAGACGCUCGAGGCCAAGUCACCAAGACGCAACUCGUCAAGCUCAGGCUUAUAUGCAGUCACCUAUGGUCCAAAGUGUCUUAAAUGCAGGUGUUGAUCCGGAUCGCGUGAGAAAUGUCAUAGAGAAAAGGCUAAGAGACACAGGCAACGCAUAUCCAAAUGCUGAGGACCUGAUGAAUGCAGUACUGAAUUAUAGGCAGAAUCGAGGGGGGUUAAAUGCACCAUCUCCACAGGAUCAAAUUCAGGAGUAUCCUGAAAUUUGCCAAGAACGUAGUAACACAAGAAGACGCUCGAGGCCUUCAACCUCAAGUCAUCAGGAGGAAACUCGUAACGUUCACGCCCAAAUGCAGUCACCUAUGGUCCAAACAAUCUUAAAUACAGGCGUUGAUCGGGACCGUGUGAGAAAUGUAAUAGAGAGAAGGAUAAGAGACACAGGUAACGCAUUCCCUAAUGCCGAUGCCCUGAUGAAUGCAGUACUGAAUUUUGGGCAGACUCGUGAAGUCUUAAACACACAAUAUUCCAAUGACCAGAACCCUCAUGUUAUCCCCCAAAACGCCUCAAGGUCACAGCCACCUAAUACUGGGGGUAGAACCUCAAGUUCUCAAAACCCAGACCUUGAACAGGUGGUUAGUGAACUAAGACAGAAGACAAAGUGUAAGGUCUGUCUUGAUUCCGAAUUGGAGGUGAUGUUUCAACCGUGUAAUCACCUAUGUUGCUGCCGAUCGUGUGGCGAAAGAGUCGAAACGUGCCCGGUGUGUAGAUCACCAAUUGAGAGUAGGGUUCGCACUCUUAUACCAUAAGAAACAUGCAACCAUGGUAUACAGAAUCGGUAUUGAUAUCUCCAUUGAUGCUGAAGAUGUAAAUUUGAA